Cladophialophora carrionii CBS 160.54 is the source of this 1344-nucleotide messenger RNA. RefSeq lists its product as uncharacterized. The record is from RefSeq and is a predicted model, not a curated record. The coding region runs from base 1 to 1344 and encodes 447 amino acids. NCBI's taxonomy places the organism in Eukaryota, Fungi, Ascomycota, Eurotiomycetes, Chaetothyriales, Herpotrichiellaceae. The transcript has 3 exons. Gene Ontology annotation, molecular function: N,N-dimethylaniline monooxygenase activity; flavin adenine dinucleotide binding; NADP binding.
AUGAUCGACUCCAGGAUAUACGAUCCGGAUCCCGGUCCUGCGCUUAGGAUUGUGCCGGGCGCGAAUCCGCCGGAAACCGAUCCUCCGCUGCACGUACCGAAUGGGCCGUUUCCAAGGACGACCUCUCCCUGCAUGCAGGAAAGGUUCGAUCGUACGCCGAUAUACGACAAUUUGACGACCAAUGUUCCCGACAUCGCCAUGUGUUUCUCGGAUUCUCGAUUUCCAUACGGCCCUUUCGUGCCCCAUUGGGUCCCGAGGCAUUACAUUGAGAAUUACUUCUCGCUCCACCGGACCGACUCACUGCUCGUUCUCAACACGACGGUCGAAGAUCUUUCGAAAAUCCCCGGGACCCAGCGGUGGAAGCUUACGCUUCGGCGGAAAGACUCUGUGAGACAUGUCGAUGUGUGGUGGGAGGAGGAGUUCGACGGCGUGAUUCUGGCAAAUGGUCACUACUCUGUGCCAUUUGUCCCUCAAGUCGACGGCCUCGAAGAGUAUAUCCGCUUGUUCCCAGGACGAAUAUCUCACUCCAAGUCUUUCCGGAAUGCACUCGCUCAUCAUGACAAGACGGUCCUGGUCAUCGGCAACUCAGCCUCCGGGCACGACGUCGCCGCCGCUUUGGUUGGCUCAGUACGAGGGCCCGUGUAUCAAUCCCGCAGGUCGCGCAGUCGCUGGGAGGGCGACAAGCCUGCCCCUGGGAUCGAAUGGAAGCCCGUAGUCAGAAAGUACCUUCGUACAGGCGACAUCGUGUUCGACGACGGCUCCGUCCUUUCCGACGUCGACGCCGUCAUCUACUGCACGGGGUUUAAAGCCUCGUUCCCGUUCUGGAACGACCACGCCAAUGGCGGUCCGAUCUGGAAUUACGAGCAAAGUCGCCUCAUCGGAAGCUAUUGGCAUACCUUCUUCAGGGACUUCCCCACAUUAGGUGCAGUGGGGGUGCCCCGUGUGCUUACAUUCCGCUCGUUCGAGUACCAGGCCGUUGCGUUGGCGCGGGUCUUUGCGGGAAGAAAUACACGGUCGUUACCGCCCAACGAGGAACAAGAACGAUGGGAGCGCGAGAGAUGGAGGCUCGUGAGUAGCGAGCACAGGAAGUUUCACGACAUUCUCUGGGAUAAUGGCGAGACCAUGGACUGGCUGAGGGGCUUGUACGAUUUGGCGGGGUUGCCGACUCUGGAGGGCCGCGGGCGAUAUCCGCCUGUGUUGGGCGACGAGACGAGAUGGGCGAUUGACCAUUUGAGGAAGUAUCCUGAGCCGGGGAGGGAGAGCUGCGAGGACUCCGGAGAGGGCGUGGAUGGAUGGACGGUCGUGCAGCCUGGAGCAGCGAAGGACAGUUUGCAAUUUAUCUAG